Molecule: messenger RNA, 1135 nt
Organism: Cololabis saira (Pacific saury)
Lineage: Eukaryota; Metazoa; Chordata; Actinopteri; Beloniformes; Belonidae
Product: peptidyl-prolyl cis-trans isomerase FKBP1A-like
Exons: 5
Coding region: 75-404 (109 amino acids)
Molecular function (GO): peptidyl-prolyl cis-trans isomerase activity
Source: RefSeq, a predicted model, not a curated record
CCCCCGGUCCGCCCUGCCUCCUCCUUCCGCCCAGCCGAGCUCUGCUCGUCCAGAGGAAGCCGAGCGGAGACGACAUGGGAGUGGAGAUCGAGACCAUCACGCCAGGCGACGGGCGGACCUUCCCGAAGAAGGGGCAGCGCGUCGUGGUGCACUACGUGGGCACGCUGGCGGAUGGGAAAGUGUUUGACUCUUCGAGGUCCCGGGAAAAGCCCUUCAAGUUCAAGAUCGGACACCAGGAGGUGAUAAGAGGCUGGGAGGAAGGAGUAGCCCAGAUGAGCGUCGGUCAGCGGGCGAAGCUCGUCUGCUCGCCAGACUUCGCCUACGGCAGCAAAGGUCACCCAGGGAUCAUCCCGCCAAACGCUACUCUCACCUUUGACGUGGAGCUGCUCAGCCUGGAAGCCUGAAACUCGUGCACUCAACUUUAUUUCACUCAGAUGUUCAGGGUUGACUCCUGUCUUGGGAAGAUGGGGGGAAAAUGUUCACAGAUGAUUCCUGCUCCUGACUCCUGCAUAGGACCUAUGUCUAUAGCUUCACUAGGUCAUCCUCGUCUCCUCAGAUAUACAUUGUAUUAUGUCACCUGCUUUAAUACUUUAUAACUCUUAUUAUAGUUUGAAUUCCAACAGUAAUAAGUCAUAGGCCAUCUCAUCCCAUUUAUUAUUUUUUUUUCAUAUUCCGCUCUGUAUUUUUAUAGUGAUGUUUAUUUUUAUGAUUUAUUUUCUGUUUUUGGACAUAAAAUUGACGUUUGACUAUUUGAUCUCAGAAUGCUUUUGCCAUCAGGAGCAUGUUUUUCGAUAGGUGUCAUAAAUAGUAAACCAGUCUCAUUCCUGUGGCUUUGUGGCCUUUACAACUACAUGGUAUUGAUCACGGGUAAUGAAUUGUCUUGAAGAUGAGAAUAAAUUGUUUGACACAAUAUUUCUAUUAAUAACCUUUGUGAUACUUGCUGAGUAAAUUACAAAAAGGAAAAUACCCAGGGAUAAACCAACGCAUCACCGUGUUGCCAUGAAUAGCGUACAGCUCUUAGCACGUGUAAGAUUUUUCUUCUACUGCAGCAUUAGUUCUUUAUUCAUGUCAAAAGUAACUUUAUUGGUGUAAUAUUUACAACCGAAUAAAAACGUUCUUGGCCAUAAGAGUUUAA